Molecule: messenger RNA, 1147 nt
Organism: Emiliania huxleyi CCMP1516
Lineage: Eukaryota; Haptophyta; Isochrysidales; Noelaerhabdaceae
Exons: 2
Coding region: 249-650 (133 amino acids)
Source: RefSeq, a predicted model, not a curated record
GGGAUAUGGCGGGAUAUGGCGGGAUACACUCAUACAGCGCGCGGCGGGAUAGGAUACCGGGAGAGAUAGAGCGUACCGGGAGACCCACCGGGAGACACCUGGAGAUACCGCAACCGGGAGAGAUCUAGAGAGAAGAAAAGGGGAGAUACGGGGAGAUACGGGGAGAUGCGAGAAGAUGCGAGGAGAUACGGGGCGAUAGAGGGAGAUACAGCAAACGAAUCGGCCAGACCAGGGCUUUUUUACCCUAGAUGACAGCGCUGCGCCCCUGCGCCGCUGGGGGGGUCCUACCACUCCUCAGCUCCACAUGGAGCCGCAAUUUGGCCGCCAGAUCCGUGCAGAGCCGCUGCGCGGUCUCGGCGCGCGCGACACCCCUCUCCAGGCUCGGUGCGACCGCCGCCGCGUGCGUCGGCGCGCCGUACCCCUCCCCGGCCGCGCCGGCCGCCCGCGGCGGGUACGCAGAAACGACGACGCGCGGCGGUUCGGCGGCGACAGAGAUGUCGAGGCGCCAUGCCUCUGGCAGAGCUGGCUGCAUCAGCCGCGUCACCUCGGCCGACAGCUCGGAAGGCGCCGCGGGCAUCGCCGCGUGCAGCACGCCAAGCAGCCUGCCGAGCAGCUGUGUGAGGCGUGAGACGGCCGCGUCCGCCGAGUAGAGAGUGGCGCACGUGGCCGGCAGCGGCGUCGUCAGCAGGGCCAGCGCCUCGCCCAGCCAGCGCCGCCACGCCAGCAGCUGCGGCAGCACGAGCUGCUUGGCGCGCUGGGCCGGCGCCGCGAGGGAGCAGCGCAGCGGCGCCUGGUGGGGUGCUGCCUGUGUCUGCGUUGCUCCGGGUGUGGCCGACUCUCCCCGUCCUUCCGUGGCCACGCUGUCUUCACCGCGCCACUAUCUCUCUGGCGCCUCCCGGUCGAGCUCCGGCAGCGCUAGCUGGACCUGCAGCGCCUCGAUGCGCCGGCCGUUGAGGGCGGCGCUGAAGCGCAUCCCGCGGCCCUCGUCGAUGUCGCCUCCCCGGACCGCUUCCGGCUUGGCGUCCUCGUCGACCUCGAGGUCCUCGGCGCAGUCGGCGAGCAGCUUUGCGACACGCGCAAGCACAGCCUGGCACUCGGUGUCGAGGAGCCAGGCGAGCUCGAGCGAGUCGGCAUCCAUGAGCAAGUC